Molecule: messenger RNA, 630 nt
Organism: Arabidopsis arenosa
Lineage: Eukaryota; Viridiplantae; Streptophyta; Magnoliopsida; Brassicales; Brassicaceae
Source: the annotation of a GenBank genome assembly
ACGAUAUAAAUAAAUUAGCCUUGCAACAUGAGAAAGAGUGUUAUAACUAAGACUCAUCCGAUGGUGUUCAUAAAUUUCCGAGGAGUGGAAAUACGCCAUGCCUUUAUUAGCCACCUUGUUGCCGCCUUUGAACAACACAGAAUAAAUUUCUUCAUAGACAAAGAUGAACAAAAGGGAAGAGACCUUAAACACCUCUUCAAAAGGAUCAAAGAAUCGCAUAUUGCGCUAGCAAUCUUUUCGAGGAGAUAUGCGCAGUCCAAAUGGUGCUUAAACGAGCUGGUGAAGAUAAAGAAACUCGCAGACAAUAAAAAACUCAAAGUGGUUCCGAUUUUCUAUAAGGUGAAGGUAGGUGAUGUGAGACACCAGAAGGGAGAAUUUGGUCGCAACUUUUGGAAGUUGGCAAAGGCUUCAACUGGCGAGGAGAUCAAGAAAUGGAAGGAAGCAUUGGAAUUCGUUUCAUCAAAGAUGGGUUUACCUUUAGGAAACAAGAGGUACUCUUCAUGAUCUUCCAUUCUUUUUAUGAAAGUUUUAAGUGAACAGAACCGCAUUUGUGUAUGUCUGUGUAUGUGGGAAGUAAUAUUUUGUGCACACACAUGGCAUAGCCUUGAAAAAUAAACAGUCGCCUCUCUU